AUGAUUUCAUCGAGACCAAAGAGAAGUCAAACGUUACCUCCAGUGCUUAGGUAUCCAUUUGUUGUACGAGCUGUUGAGAUUGAUAGUAAUUUGAUGAAGGAGGAGAAUAUCCAGUCUAAUUGGCUAUUCAGUUUAUGUGGGAAUCCAAGGGAUGAUCUUUUUCAUAGCAUAAAUGGACAACGUGGGGAAAGAUACAUGUUUGAGAGCUUAUAUCCGAGAGAAUUUCUUUUUUCUAGGACUAUUGAUUGUUCUGUUGAAGUGUUGAACUAUGAUGAGAGAGCUAGUAAUUUGGACACUCCUUCAUGUUUCUUCUUCAAAACAGCAAUAUUGGAUCCUGCAUACAUGCAUAGUGAAGCAUGUGGUCCUUUAGCUCAAUGGACAUGUGAGUUUAAAAUGGAAAGUGUUGAGCAGAUUUUGCAACUUAGAAAUCUUCGAAAACGAUAUUCUAUGAAAAUUCUUUUGAGUGAAGUGAAUCUAAUGAAAAGUGAAGUUGAGCAACUUCUUGUUGAUUAUCAAAAGCUUUCUGCAAAUGACAGGCGUGUAAUGUAUCAUGAAGGCAUUAUCAAUAUAGCAGGUUGGUUAGCUGCAUUUGGUACUUGA
Messenger RNA from Lactuca saligna, 600 nucleotides. Lineage: Eukaryota; Viridiplantae; Streptophyta; Magnoliopsida; Asterales; Asteraceae. The record is from the annotation of a GenBank genome assembly.